CUUGGGAAUUUCCAAACAGCAGCCUCUUACAAUUCCCCUUCCUCUCUAAUUAUUUUUCCUCCUCCCACCCACGUUCCUCUGCAGUGAUAGAGGGGUCAGUGUUUGAGGAGCCCAGCUUCUCUGUGUCCCAGCAGCAGCAGAAGCCCUGGUCAAAGCAACUGCAGGAGAAUGAGGGACCAGACAGGUCACCUGUGUGGGGGGCCGACCCACACACUCUCCCCUUGGACACCGAGUCAGGAGCUCAGAGGCACGACCAAGAAUGGGACAGCACUGUCAACCGGAUCAUAGAUCGCCUCUCAGACAAGUCCUCCUCAUUGGCUCUGGACCAGGGGCAGGACUCCACUAUCAGCCCAAUGAUUCGCCAGCUCUCAGGUCAAUCAACCUCACUGGACCAAGGGUGGGAUUCGACUUUGAGCAGAAUGAUUGGUGGACCCUCCAAUCAGUCAACCUCUGAAACAGCUGAUUGGUAGGAUGCGACUGGACCAGUCAUCCCAGUGGCUGGAUGAAGGCCAGGAUGAGAGCUGGAUUAUGGGGCCUCUGGUUGGAGAGCUGGAUGAGUCUGCUUCCCAAUGGAGUGGGAGCUCAGGAGCUGAUGGGUCAAACUUCCUAGGCUGGGUGGAUUUGAGAGGCUCGGGCCAGACAGGAGUGUCAUCUGACCGAGAGGGAGCCCCUAAAGCCCAUUCACUGAGCAGCUCCUUUCUCCCUGGACUGGAACCUCUGCCACACUACCAGUGCCUGCAGCGCUCUGGCACCAGCUCCCAGGAAGUAGACAGGACUGGGGCCUCUGACUCCUUCCACCCCCUCCUGGCUGAAGUAACACACAACGAGACAGCUGAACCCUCCAUGACCUUUCACCUUCCAGAAGAGGAAGUGGAGGGGCCAUGUUCCCACGAAGAAGAAAGUGACCAUGAAGCACCUGCAGGGGACCUUAAUCUCUGCAUGCUCAGAGGAGUUUGUGGACAACACUUGGUCUGUCACCUCUGACCCCUCUCCUGAGUGCCUGAGAGGAGGGGAGGAACCACCUCAGCCAUCACCUACCCUGCACGACUCCUUGUACCAGCUGACCACGUCCCAGUGCCUCCCUCAUAACUCUGCUCUGGAUGUAUCCCCAGGGGCAGCAGUGGGGGGUCUGGCAGCAUGUUCCCUCUCAGGCACCUCUCUGUGAAGAUGUCCCCACUUUGGACAAGCCACUUGAAGGCGGGGAUACUGAUAUGGAGAGCACACCAGCACCUCAGACAGUUGACCAAGGAGGUGCUAUUAUUAAGGACCUGGGUGCAGGAGAGCCGGAUGUCCAGCUAUGUUCAGAGUCAAAGAUCAGCCCUCCCAUCUGGGAGAGAAUAAUGGUGGGCAGUGUGAAGGGGAUAAUGAACGAUUCCAUACUGACCCUGGUGAGCCUGACAGACACCACAUUAAAGGACAAUGGACUCGCUGAGGAAGGAGAGAUGGAUGAGGUAUCAGACCAAGAAGGUAUUGUGGAAAAGGAAUCAGAGUGGACAGUGUUGCUAGAGGAGGACGCCAGCCUACAGGAGGAAGAGACAACCCCCUCUCAUGCAGUAAUGCUGCUGGAGUUCCAGUCAUGUCCCAGCGUGAAUCUACAGGAGGCCUUCCAGGAGAAACGCAGAGCCCUGAUCCAGAGGUCUGCCCACAGGGUGGAGGAGAUUCAGGCCAAGACGGCUGAAGCCAAAGCAAACACCAGGGCCCAGUCUGAAACCACUGAGACCAGGGCCAACACAACCACCAGGGCCCAGUCUGACCCAACCACUGUUCAGCCAUCCACUACUAAACCCAGGAGAGAGGGGAGGAGUGCAGAGUCAACCCAUGCAGGAGUGGAUGCCAAGCAGAAAAAGCAACAGCCAAAGCUCCAAACUCCCUUGCCCCCUCCCAUGCUAGCCAAGCUGAAGAAGGUUGGGGAGGUGAGGAUCAGCACUCCUGAGAUGAUGUGUGUGGCUGACAUGCGCCAGAGAACAGAGAGGUUGUACAGCCGACUAGAUGAGGUGAAGCUUCGGAAGGAGGUCAGGAGCAGACAGGAGGCAUAUGCCAAAAACAGGGAGAAGGCCAAAGAGUUUCACACGAAAACCUUACAGAAGCUACGGGCCAAGCAGUCUCCGCAAUGAUACUGAAUAUCAGUUUUAUCUGUUGUCAUGUGUGUUCUGUUUGCACUUAUUUUGUACUUCCAUGUGUUUUUGUACAGUUUAAUCAGUAAUGUAAAAUAUAUUUUUAAAGUGUGUAUAUAAUCUGCGUUCAGUCUAUUCAUCACAAUUUACUACUGUGUUCACACAACAAAAGCAGCUAGUGCACUAUUGCACCUUGAAUACUGUAGGUACACACAUUGCAUUAUGAGAAUGUUAUGUUGCCUGUAUUUUUAUAGCCAAUAAAGUUGUUUGUUGCAAUCUUGAA
Messenger RNA from Salvelinus namaycush (lake trout), 2397 nucleotides. Its product is annotated as centrosomal protein of 295 kDa-like. The record is from RefSeq and is a predicted model, not a curated record. The transcript is spliced from 10 exons. Gene Ontology annotation, biological process: regulation of centriole replication. The coding region runs from base 1101 to 2114 and encodes 337 amino acids. Lineage: Eukaryota; Metazoa; Chordata; Actinopteri; Salmoniformes; Salmonidae. Gene Ontology annotation, cellular component: centriole; centrosome; cytosol.